This is a messenger RNA of Colletotrichum chrysophilum, 981 nucleotides long. RefSeq lists its product as uncharacterized. Gene Ontology annotation, biological process: carbohydrate metabolic process. The record is from RefSeq and is a predicted model, not a curated record. Gene Ontology annotation, molecular function: hydrolase activity, hydrolyzing O-glycosyl compounds. The coding region runs from base 1 to 981 and encodes 326 amino acids. The transcript is spliced from 2 exons. Lineage: Eukaryota; Fungi; Ascomycota; Sordariomycetes; Glomerellales; Glomerellaceae.
AUGCGUCUCCUCCCUCUCCUAACCGCCCUCCUGGGCCUGUUGCCCUUCACCGCCACGGCCUUCACCAACCCGAUCCGCCGCCCCGGUGGCUCCGACCCCUUCCUGACCUACUCGGGCGACGGCUACUACUACCUCCUCUCGACGACCUGGUCGACCGUCGAGAUCGCGCGCUCCACCACCAUCGACGGGCUCAAAACCGCCGCCAAGAAGGUCGUCUACUCCUCGGGGGACUCCUCGCGCUGCUGCAACGUCUGGGCGCCCGAGGUGCACUGGCUCGGCAACCGGUGGUACAUCUACUUCACGGCGGGGGGCAGCGCGAACCUGGAUAACCAGCGGAUGCACGUUUUGCGGGGCGGCACGACCCCCUGGGACGACUACGCCUACGUCGGCCGCAUCGGCGCCGACGAGUGGUCCAUCGACGCCUCCGUCCUGCGCACCGCCUCCUUCGGCAACUUCCUCAUGUACUCGUGCUUCCACGGCGCCGCCUACCAGUCCAUCUGCAUCCAGAAGCUCAACGACGACAACGUCUCCACCUCGGGCUCCGUCUCCCUCAUCUCCCAGCCGACCCAGUCCUGGGAGAAGGUCUCGCACCCCGUCAACGAGGGGCCCGCGGCGCUCUACUUCGGCGGCAAGACCUACAUCGCCUACUCGGCGUCCUACUGCUGGAGCGCGAGCUACUGUUUGGGUUUGCUGACCUGGGACGGCACGACGAGCCCGCUGAGCGCGAGCGCGUGGAGCAAGGGCAACGGGUGCGUGCUGAGCAGCGGGAACGGGCACUAUGGCACGGGGCAUAAUAGCUUCUUCCAGAGCCCGAAGGGCGACCAGACGUGGAUCGCGUACCAUGCGACGGCGAACAGCGCGGGCGCGUGUGAUGAUAGUCGGUAUACGAUGGUGCAGAUGCUGGGGACGCAUAGCAAUGGCAGCCCGAACUUUGGCACGCCUGUGGCGUUUAGUUAUGUGUAUGGGGAGCCGAGUAAGUAA